AUGGCCCCCAAUGCACCGUCGAAAACGGCUAUCCGACAUGGCUCCUGUCUCUGUGGAGCAGUUCGUUAUCAAGUGACGGGGGAGCCGCUGACAUUUUUCGUCUGUCAUUGCAAGAACUGCAAGAAAGCGACUGGUUCUGCCUUCAUGACAAAUACAUUUUUUCUCGAAAAGAACGUCCGGGUCAUCGAAGGGAAGGAUCAGCUAAGCUGCUUCCGAGACACCAAUACAGAGAGCGGCGUUGCGCUCAGACGGUAUUUCUGUUCCAAAUGCGGAUCGAACGUACUCCUGUCGUCCGAACAAAAGGAUAACAACUUGACCAUCGUCACUUUCGGGACGAUUGAUGACAAGGUGGAUUGGUCUCCGCGGAAAGAACGAUUUCCAGAACACAUGCUGCCGUUCGUGAAGGGUAUAAAUCUCAACCCAAAGGGCCUGGCGCGCCCGAAGCUCUAG
This is a messenger RNA of Laccaria bicolor S238N-H82, 450 nucleotides long. RefSeq lists its product as uncharacterized. NCBI's taxonomy places the organism in Eukaryota, Fungi, Basidiomycota, Agaricomycetes, Agaricales, Hydnangiaceae. The transcript is spliced from 3 exons. Gene Ontology annotation, molecular function: carbon-sulfur lyase activity. Bases 1 to 450 code for a protein of 149 amino acids. The record is from RefSeq and is a predicted model, not a curated record.